Messenger RNA from Sus scrofa (pig), 3631 nucleotides. It is a transcript of the gene BRME1, whose product is annotated as break repair meiotic recombinase recruitment factor 1. Gene Ontology annotation, biological process: double-strand break repair involved in meiotic recombination. NCBI's taxonomy places the organism in Eukaryota, Metazoa, Chordata, Mammalia, Artiodactyla, Suidae. The record is from RefSeq and is a predicted model, not a curated record.
GUCCAGUCAGACUUUGGGAUGCAUCCCAACUGGCCAGAGGCAGCUAUGACCAACCUGGAGUCCCCUUGGGAGGAAGGGAACCCAGGGCUCCUGGGGAAAGCCAUUUCCCUGAGGAGUGCCACGAGGCUGGAACAGGCCCAGAACACAACAGGUGCCCCAAGAUGGGUCAGGCCCAUUGGCACAGAUCAACAUGGGACAAAGGGCAGGUGGAGAAACCCAGCUGUCUGCUCUGAGCCUGCAGUCAUGAUGCGCUGCUAGCCAAGUUCAGUCGGGAAAGAAGGGCCCACACCCUGCCCCAAAGCAAAGCCACUCUGCACACCUGGCCUUUUGCUUUCCAGCAUCUUCAGCAGAGACAGCCAUGCAGGAAGGUUGGAGGCAUUGAGAGUAAAGAGAAAACCCAAACAACGCAGAAGUUGAAAGCGGGGCCUUUGCCACAUAACAUACCUGUCUUCCUAUCCUAUUCUGGUUAAUGACUAAUCAUGAUGUGCUAAUAUUAGGCUGAACUACACAAAAUUACCUUUUCUGUGGGUCAAACAUGGCCAAAUAUGGUCAAUUUUAUAUGGCUCUACCUAAGAGUAAUAAUGAUGAUGACAACACUUAUUGAGUGCCAUGUUCCAGUACAUUCCAUAAACAAUCUCAAGGAAUUUUCACAGCUAUCCUGUAACAUAGGGCCUCUUAAGGCCUCCAUUUUACAGAUGAGGAAACUGAGGCUUAGAACUGUGAAGUCCAAUGUGCAGAAGCCAGGAGGCAACUUCAGGUGAGCCAGACUCUGAUAUCUGAGCACUAAGUUAUGGCUCUAGUUCCUUACAGCAAAGCUCAGAAAAAAAUCAAACUCUCCCAAAGGAGAUGAAGAGAGGAAGAAAGGGCCCAAGCACAGUCCUGUGGGCUCAUGGCAGCGGCUCUGGAUUUGCACUUAGUUCUGGCCAAGCAACUUAGCUCUGCCCUGUGACCUUGGGCAGGUGUCUUCUUCUCUCUGGGCCUCAGCGUCCCCAUCUGCACAAUGGGGAUAAAGAGUCUGACCUGGCCCGACUGAUGAGAGGGUUCCAUCAGUGCUCAGGCCAAGAGGGUAAUAACUGCCUUUCUUACUCCAGGUCCGAGGCCUUCCCCUCCCCGACAGUAGCUGCCACGGCAACAGGUGGCCCUAAUCCCUGAGCGGGGCAUAAGGAGCUGGGGAGACGAAGAGGAGGGGAAGGAAUCCGUCCUAUGAAACUUCCAAAGAUCUCAAGUCUAGAAGACUCUGACGGGGUCCCCCAAAGUUCCAAGUUGGGCCAUUUGCAUCACCUUGAAGAGUCUGAAGGCAGAUCAGGACCUGCUCCUUCUGCAGAGCAGAGCAGGGAGGAACCAGAACAGGUAGCCUCCAGCUCUCCAGAUACGGAAGCAGCAGCUCCCUCCAGGCUCCUCAGGCAAUCAGAAAAGGAGCCAGUGCCCUUCCCUCUUUCCCAGAACUCAGUUGGGAGGUUCAUCCCCCAGUUUGCAAAAGCCAAGAAGACAGUGACAAGACAAGCAGAGAGGAGAGAAGAGGACCCAGGGGGUGGGGCCUUUAGCUCGGAAACCCUGCCAGAGCCCAGUGUCCAGCAGGCCAGAAACCAGCCUCAGGAGGAGUCCCCAGGGCUUGCCCUCCAGGAAGCCAGGGACCCAGAAGACCAGAUCCAGGCAGACAGUACCUACCCCAAGCUGAACAGUCAAAGCCCCAUGCCUGGCAGUGGGGACCCUCAGCCCUCUGCCUCCACCAGCCCCUCUUCAGAGUGUGGGUCGGUGCCCUUGGCCUCAGAGCGGACCAGCCAGGACCACUUGUCAGAGCACAGGAGGAACAUGCCAGAUGAUGGGAGCACAGAGGAUGACUGGGCUCCCGGUGAUCACAGCCAGCACAAGCACCUGCCAGGCAAGGCUGUUGAGGAAAAGGAGCCAGACCAAGGAGCCUUCCAGGAGAGAGAUGCCCGAGGAGGAGCAGGGGCUGACCUGCCUGAGGGUGGCCAGGAGGAAGGAUUUGCAGCCCAGGGCCCUCCUGACCCUAUGCAGACACCCAGCAGGACUGGCGGGGAAGCAGAAUGGAGCUGUAGCAGCCCAAGACACUCUCCCCUUGGACCUGUGGUCAUAGCAGAUGUGAACAUAGACCCCACUGAGCCGGAACAGAGGACUCUGAAGGUGGCCGGGCCAGGCAGGGAGGUCAACACUAGGGUGCCCGCCUCUCCCAGUGGGAAGGCUCCUGAUGGAGGCCGCAGCAGGGCCCUGCCUGUCUGCAUGCCUCUCGCUGGGGAGAUCACAGGGGGCAAAGGGGAGGCCAGGAAUGAAGACAAGCCCCCUGGUGAUGUCCCAGGGGUCCUAGGAGCCUCCUUGGCUCUAGCUCAGGAGAUCCAGGAGCCCCCAAUAGGUGCUGAGAAUUCUGGCCCUUUAGCCUUGGAAAUGGGUUCAGGUGUUGGCCAGACACAGGUGCCAGGCCAGGGUCAAGAGGAGAUAGGAGGUGUGUGCUCACCACCUUUGCCGUCGCAGCCUGAGAGUGAAAAAGCAGCCAAGUUAGGGAGCCAGGGCUGCAAACAAGACUUCAAGGGGCUCAGUUUGUCCUUUGGAGCCUCUGCUCCACUGGUGUACAGAGAAGCAGUGGCUGGCCCUCCCCAGGAUGCUGGGACACACCAGGGCAGCCCAGAUGCCCCCGCAGGCCUGGCAGGCCAGCCUGAGCAACCUCCUGACUCUUCAGAGCAGGCCUUCUGGGGGGAAUCCCCAGCCAUGGAACUUGACUUCCUGCCAGACAGUCAGAUACAGAAUGCCCUGGAAAGCCCUGGCUUCGAAGCCCCACCUGAGCAGUUGUUUCCUGCAGGGAGCGGGCUGGGCCCUUGUUGCCCUGGCACCAGUCCAUGUGCUGACGGAAAUCCCUUUGCCGAGGCCCAGCUGAGGACCCGAGCGGGGAUCAAGACCUGUGAAGCCGCCAGGAUGGAGGACGCAACAGAGACUGUGCGCGGCCUCGUCAUCGAGCUCUCCAACCUGAACCGGCUGAUCAUGUGCGCCCACCGGGACCUGGAGGCCUUCAAGCGCUUCAACUACUACCGGAAGGCAAAGCCUGCAGGGAAGGCUCCCACACCCCACCCACCAAAGUGGGCUGGGACGCCUCGAGGGGAGCAGUCCUGGAGGGAUUUGUAGGCUGCUUCCAAACUAAGUGCUUCUACAAGCUUGCCGGCCCCCAGAAGUGCCUGACAUUCCUGCCAAACAGCUGGAAACAAUCCCGGAAAGCCUGCAGGCCCCUGUGUGCCCCCUGGUAUUCUGUUACCCUCCAAGAUGCUCCCGCGGGGCCUAGUGGGCCCCAGAAACCUCCCCUCAGCCAACCCGGAAGUCAGCUUCCCAUGGGAACCACAGGAGGCCCUGCCUGUGUCAACAACCUCCCUUGGGAGUUGUCUGGGCAGGGCUGGAGGUGGGGGCUUUGGGCUGAGUCCCCAGGAAGCCAGCUGGGGCCCCAGAGCUGCCCAGAUGUUUAUCUGGGUUUGCAAAUUUCAGCUCCUUAGCAAGGUUAUGAAAGGUUCAGAAUUUGUUUCUUUCCUGGAGGAGAAAAGGGCUUGCUUUGUUGGUCAUACCCUUGUUUUUCUCCGGAUUUCCAUUUUAUUUCUUCUGGGAAGGCCAUUAAUAAAUGAUUCUCUAGCCA